Nanorana parkeri is the source of this 1892-nucleotide messenger RNA. RefSeq names its product tyrosine-protein kinase ZAP-70. NCBI's taxonomy places the organism in Eukaryota, Metazoa, Chordata, Amphibia, Anura, Dicroglossidae. The transcript is spliced from 12 exons. Gene Ontology annotation, cellular component: cytoplasm; extrinsic component of cytoplasmic side of plasma membrane. Gene Ontology annotation, molecular function: non-membrane spanning protein tyrosine kinase activity; ATP binding; signaling receptor binding. Gene Ontology annotation, biological process: cell surface receptor protein tyrosine kinase signaling pathway; intracellular signal transduction; innate immune response. The record is from RefSeq and is a predicted model, not a curated record. Bases 1 to 1878 code for a protein of 625 amino acids.
AUGGUCAAUUUUAACAUGCCAGAUGCAGCUGGCCAUUUGCCCUUCUACUAUGGUAGCAUAUCCCGGGCUGAUGCAGAAGAGUUCCUUAAGCUGGCUGGAAUGAUGGAUGGCCUUUUCUUGCUCAGGCAGUGUCUGCGAACUCUUGGUGGCUAUGUCCUCUCUGUGGUCUUUAAUUUACAGUUUUACCAUUAUCCUGUGGAGCGGCAGCUAAAUAGCACUUAUGCUAUAUUUGGAGGAAAGUCUCAUUGCGGGCCAGCUGAACUUUGCGAAUACUACUCUAAAGAUACAGAUGGUUUGUGCUGUGUCCUCCGACGACCUUGCAAUCGGCCAUGUGGGGUGGAAUGCAAGGCUGGAGUUUUUGAUCACAUUCGAGAUAACAUGAUGAGAGAAUAUGUGAGACGAGCUUGGAAUCUAGAUGGAGAUGCACUGGAACAAGCAAUUAUAAGUCAGGCUCCACAAGUGGAGAAGCUCAUUGCUACCACUGCCCAUGAGCAGAUGGCAUGGUACCAUGGUAACAUCAGCAGAAGUGAAGCUGAGAGAAAGCUGUACUCAGGAGCACAACCAGAUGGUAAAUUUCUGAUAAGGAAGAGGAAGGAAGCAGAGUAUGCCCUUUCAAUAGUGUAUGGAAAAACAGUCUACCAUUAUAAGAUUGACUUUGACAAAUCUGGGAGAUAUGCAAUCCCUGAUGGAACCAAGUUUGACACUUUAUGGCAGUUGGUUGAAUAUCUGAAACUUAAGCCUGAUGGAGUCAUAACUGUAUUAAGAGAAGCUUGUCCCAAUGGUAGCGCAUCAGCUGGUAAGUCAGAAGAUUUUGUCACAUCAAUAUGUACAUUUUUUUCGAGCAGUUGUGUUGCACUACCAUCACUUCCAAAAGUUAGGGAGUCAACAGGUAAUUUUGACGGCUACACUCCUGAACCUUUCUUUGAAAAGGCACGGAUUUUGCCCAUGGACACCAGUGUUUAUGACAGUCCAUACAGUGAUCCAGAGGAAAUAAAAGAUCGUAAAGUCUUCCUCAAGAGAGAAAUGCUUAUGAUAGAUGAAGUUGACCUAGGUGCUGGAAAUUUUGGCAGUGUUAAGAAAGGAGUCUACAAGAUGAAAAGGCGUCAAAUUGAUGUGGCUAUAAAAAUACUCAAGCUGCAGGAUGAUAAUGAAAAGUUAAGAAAGGAAGAGUUGAUGAAGGAAGCAGAAAUAAUGCACCAGCUGGACAAUCCAUACAUUGUCAGAAUGAUUGGUGUCUGUGAGGCAGAGUGCCUUAUGCUGGUCAUGGAAAUUGCAUCAGCAGGACCCCUAAACAAAUUUCUGUCUGCUAAGAAGGAUGAGGUACCGAUCAGUAAUAUUGCAGAGUUAAUGCAUCAGGUGUCCUUGGGAAUGAAAUAUCUCGAAGAACAUAAUUUUGUGCAUCGUGACCUGGCUGCUCGAAACGUCCUUCUAGUAAACCAGCAUUAUGCAAAAAUCAGUGACUUUGGUCUUUCUAAGGCACUUGCAGUGAAUGACAACUAUUACACGGCUAAGGCAGGUGGCAAAUGGCCUUUAAAGUGGUAUGCUCCAGAGUGUAUACAAUACCAUAAGUUUUCGAGUCGUAGUGAUGUAUGGAGCUUCGGGGUAACCAUGUGGGAAGCAUUCAGCUAUGGACAAAAACCUUACAAGAAAUUAAAGGGCACUCAAGUCAUUGAAUUUAUUGAGAAGAAAGAGCGUCUGGCAUGCCCCGCGCAAUGUCCUAAAGAAAUGUAUGAGCUUAUGUUGGACUGCUGGAUCUACAAGAUGGACGAUCGGCCAAAUUUUGAGAAUGUGGAAAACCGGAUGAGACUAUAUUACUACAGUGUUGCUGACAAGACCGAAGAUCCAACUCCAUCUUCAUCUAAAGAAAAGACAGUCUGAAUAUAUCUUAAUAA